AUGCUUUUCUCAGUCUGGUGUCUCAUCGCAGGGCUGGCUACGGCCCUGGCUCAUGAGGGUACCAAGUCGCAUCCUAUCGUCGACCUUGCCCAGCGAGGAAUCCGGUCGGAUCGCCUGGACAGCCUCCAGCUGGGCGCAAGUGAAGACGACGCUGCGUGUUAUUGCGCUCUUGCGUGCGACACACUGACGGGCACCUUUGGCCCAGAGCAAGUGGACGUCUUUGGCGAGCAAGCCUACGACGCCGGUCUCGCCAGGUUCUGGUCGGUGCAGCAGGCACAGGAGACCAAGCCGCGCUGCUUUUUCCAUCCGCUCAAUGCCCAGGAGGUCUCCGUCGCAGUCUUGUUGUCCCGUGCGACGCAGUGCCCAUUCGCGGUGAGGGGCGCUGGUCAUGCGGCCUUCAAGGGGGCGUCCAAUAGUGAUGGUGGCCUCACCAUCGACUUCAUCAAUAUGAGGCACGUCGUUCCGAGUGCGGACAGGAAGUCUGUGGCGCUCAGCCCAGGAAACACCUGGCAUGAUGUGUAUACCGCGCUUGAGAAGGUCAACUUGACCAUGGUGGGUGGACGAGUGGCAUCUGUCGGCGUUGGGGGGCUUAUCCUAGGCGGUGGCAUAUCUUUCUUCAGCGGACAGCAUGGCUGGGCAUGCGACAACAUUGUCAACUACGAGGUCGUAGUCGCGUCGGGUGAGAUCCUGGAGGUCAACGCCGUUACUGAGCCCGAUCUCUACUGGGCUCUCCGUGCUGGUGGCGGGAACUUUGGUAUUGUCACGCAGUUCGUCGCAAACUCAUUCGAGCAGGGACUUAUGUGGGGAGGAGACAGAGCAUGGGAAAUGCACAGCACCAAGGCCGCUCUAAUAAAUGCCAUGAUCGGAUACGUCGAGAACUAUGACCCAAAGGCGGCAAUCAUCGUGUCAUUCGCCUACGCCCAGGCUUAUAACAUGUGGGUAUCCGUCACCAACCUCGUCUAUUCAGAUCCCCAACCCGCGGAGGGUCACCCAGCCGUGUUUGAUGACUUCUUCGCCAUCGAGAACGCGUUCCAGAACACGCCGCGGACGACUUCACAUUCUGACUUGACCAACGAUCUCGAGAUCAUGAGUCCAUGGGGGGCUCGUGAGAGUUACUGGAUGGUCACCACCCACGUCGACAAGCAGCUAGCCUCGGACAUCAUCGACAUCUUCCAAGAGGAGGUCGCCCCGCUAACAAACUUCACCGACUUCGUGCCCGCCAUGUCAUUUCAAAUCAUCAGCGUCGCGCAGCGUAAAGCCAUGUUGCGAAAUGGCGGUAACGCGAUGGGUAUCGGGGGAGGCGACAAGCCGCUUCUGAUCACCAACAUCUCUGCCCGGUGGGCUCUGAAAUCGGAUGACACGGCCGUGCUGACGGCUUACCACAACUUUGUGACUCGAGUAGAGGAGAAGUCUCGGGCGCGCAACUUGUUUCACCCGUUCCUGUACAUGAACUACGCCAGUCAGUGGCAAGAUCCCAUUGCAAGCUACGGCGCCGAGAACAAGGCGAGGCUACUGGAAGUCUCCAAGAAGUAUGAUCCUGAAGGUGUGUUCCAGAAGCUUCAUCCGGGGUAUUUCAAGCUGGCGGGUGCGCCUCUCAAAUGGUAG
Anthostomella pinea is the source of this 1605-nucleotide messenger RNA. Lineage: Eukaryota; Fungi; Ascomycota; Sordariomycetes; Xylariales; Xylariaceae. The record is from the annotation of a GenBank genome assembly.